UUUGAACGCGUGUAUUUGCUUUGCUUGUCCGUCGUAGAGAAAUUCGCCGUCAGAGAUGUACGCAAUCGCUUGUUUUAUUCUCAUCUCUCUGGCACGCAUCACCCAAGGCUUCUCUCCUCGCAUUGUCGGCGGCAAGGACGCUCCCAUUGGCAAGUAUCCACAUUCGGUAGCCCUGAAAUACUACGGCAGAUUUAGCUGCGGAGGGUCAAUUAUUAACGAACGUUACGUACUCACCGCGGCUCAUUGCGUAAAUACUUACGGGGAAGAUUUGAAGGGUCUUACGGUCCACGCCGGAACGAUCUACUUGAACGAGAAGGGUGAUGUUUACAAAGUAAAAAAAGUACUGUGGCAUCCGGAUUACGACAGUUACACGUUCAAUAACGAUAUCGGUCUCGUUAAGGUGAAGAAGGAAAUAGCGUUUAACGACCUGGUGCAGCCCGUUCCGAUCGCGCGGCACGAUUUCGUUCUUGAAGAUCUUCCUUGCGUUCUGUCCGGUUGGGGUAGUACUUCCCUCAAUGGGCGUACACCCAAUGUCUUGCAAGAGAUCGCACUGAAGAUUUAUUCUCUCGAGAAAUGCAAAGACUCGAGCUGGAGAGUGACUGACAAUCACAUUUGCACUUUCACGAGAAAGAACGAGGGAGUGUGUCACGGUGAUUCGGGGAGCGCUUUACUCGCGGACGGCAUUCAGAUCGGAAUUGCAUCCUUCGUGACUCCGUGCGCGGUGGGUGUUCCUGACAAAUUUGUCAAGGUAUCUGCGUAUCAUGACUGGAUCAAGAAGCACGGCUUCCCGAAUUCCCAUAUUGUCGGUGGAGAAGACGCUCCGGUGGGCGCGUAUCCGCAUCAGGUAUCUCUGAGAAGAUACGGAUCUCACUCCUGCGGCGGAUCCAUCAUCUCCGCACGCACCGUCCUCACCGCCGCUCAUUGUAUUGUUUCUUACGCCAACGAUCCCAAUGCUCUGAAAUCCCUGACUAUUCACGCAGGCACGAAUCUGUUGAGUGAAGAGGGAACUGUUUAUACAGCGACCGCGGCCGUCCCUCACGAAGAUUUCGAUGCUACCAGAUUAAUCAACGACAUCGGUGUGCUCAAACUGUCGAGAUCCGUUGAAUUUACCACCACGAUUCAACCUAUUCAACUCGCGACCAACGAUAUCUCCGCGGGAUCUCCUUGCGUUUUAAGCGGAUGGGGAAGAACAUCAUUGGGCGGUUUGGUCCCUGACAAGUUGCAACACAUCAAGUUGAACGUUUACGAUCAACAGAAAUGCCGCGCCUCGCACUGGCAAGUGGAGUCUUCUCACAUCUGCACGUAUACGAGA
This is a messenger RNA of Pseudomyrmex gracilis, 1312 nucleotides long. Its product is annotated as chymotrypsin-1-like. Gene Ontology annotation, biological process: proteolysis. Gene Ontology annotation, molecular function: serine-type endopeptidase activity. The record is from RefSeq and is a predicted model, not a curated record. The transcript is spliced from 8 exons. NCBI's taxonomy places the organism in Eukaryota, Metazoa, Arthropoda, Insecta, Hymenoptera, Formicidae. The annotation marks the transcript as partial.